Molecule: messenger RNA, 4596 nt
Organism: Nerophis ophidion (straightnose pipefish)
Lineage: Eukaryota; Metazoa; Chordata; Actinopteri; Syngnathiformes; Syngnathidae
Product: discoidin domain-containing receptor 2-like
Biological process (GO): positive regulation of kinase activity; protein phosphorylation; cell surface receptor protein tyrosine kinase signaling pathway
Cellular component (GO): signaling receptor complex; membrane
Molecular function (GO): protein tyrosine kinase collagen receptor activity; collagen binding; ATP binding
Source: RefSeq, a predicted model, not a curated record
CCCCUCCCUCUCUCUCUCCUCCCUCCCUCCUUGGCCCUCCUCCUCUACUUUCCAGGGCAGAGUGUGUGCAGUGGGUGCCAGAGAAGUGUGUGCAGUGUGGAAUAUUUGCAGAGGUGGUGUCGGGAGAGAGCAUCAGGAGGUUGAUGUGGGCGUGCAGCCGGAGAAGUCAUGGGGCGUGGCCAGGUCCACUUCCUGUUUGUCCUGUGGGCCGCCGCCGCGCGGGCUCAAGUUAACCCAGAAAUAUGUCGCUACCCGCUCGGCAUGAGCGGCGGCCAGAUCCAGGACCAGGACGUCUCCGCCUCCAGUCAGUGGUCCGAGUCCACCGCCGCAAAGUUUGGGAGGCUGGACUCCGACAACGCCGACGGGGACGGAGCCUGGUGUCCCGACAUCUCGUCCCGGUCCGACGGCCUGAAGGAGUACCUCCAGGUGGACCUGCGCUCGCUCCACUUCGUCACCCUGGUGGGCACCCAGGGGCGCCACGCUGACGGCAUGGGCAACGAGUUUGCACAGCGCUACCGCAUCAAGUACAGCCGGGACGGCCACAGCUGGCUGGCCUGGAGCGACCGGAAGGGACAGCAGGUCAUAGAGGGGAACCGGAACGCGUACGAUGUGGUGCUGAAGGAUCUGGAGCCGCCGAUGAUUGCACGAUACGUGCGCUUCAUGCCGCUGACCGACCACUCUUUGAUCGUCUGCAUGAGGGUGGAACUGUACGGCUGCCAGUGGCUCGAUGGUUUGGUGUCCUACAGCAUCCCGGACGGGCACCAGAUGAUCUCCAGAGGUCUGGAGGUCUACCUCAAUGACUCCGUGUAUGACGGCGCAUCAGGCCUAAGACUGACCAAGGGUCUGGGCCAGCUGACCGACGGCACCUGGGGUCUGGACGACUUCCUGCACAGUCACAUCUACGCCACGUGGCCGGGCUACGACUACGUGGGCUGGAGCAACCGGAGUUCUCCCAAAGGUUACGUGGAAAUGACCUUCGAGUUCGACCAUGUCCGCAACUUCACGUCCAUGAAGGUCCACUGCAACAACAUGUUCAGCCAAGGGGUUCGGAUGUUCCGGCAGGCCACCUGUUACUUCCGCUCAGGCUCACAGUGGGGGUCCGACCCGGUCACCUUCAGACCGCCUGUGGACUACGUGAGCCAGAGUGCGCGUUUUAUCACCGUGCCGCUCAAGGACCACACCGCCAGCGCCCUCAAGUGCCGUUUCCACUUCAGUGACCUGUGGAUGCUCUUCAGCGAGGUGGCCUUCCAGUCAGGCUCGGCGGUUUACAACACGUCGCUGACUCCUCGCAAGCACGGGCACCCGGCAAACGCACUACCAGGGGAGGAUCCCACCCACAAGGUGGACGACAGCAACACGAGGAUCCUGAUUGGCUGCCUGGUGGCCAUCAUCGCCAUCUUAUCGGCCGUCAUAGUCAUCAUCCUGUGGCGCACGGUGUGGCAGAAGAUGCUGGAGAAGGCGUCACGCCGCAUUCUGGACGAGGAGCUGACGGCACGUCUGGCAGUGCAGACGCAGGCCUUCUCCUUCUCCUUCCGCCACUCCUCGUCCUCCUCCAACUCCACCUCCAACUCCACCUACGAGAGGAUCUUCCCGCUCUGCUCCGACUACCAGGAGCCCUCACGCCUCAUCCGCAGGCUGCCCGAGUGGGCCGGGUCCACCGAGCACCCAGGACCCGGCGGCUCCUGCGGGGCUCUGGCGGCCGGAGGAGCGGACGGAGCCCCGCACUACGCCCAGGCGGACAUCGUCAGCCGCAGCCGCUCCGACACGGCGGUCCACCUCGACCUCUUUGCUGGCCCCGACCCCUCCAUGAGGGAGUUCCCCAGAGACAAGCUCACCUUCCAGGAGAAACUGGGAGAAGGACAGUUUGGAGAGGUGCACUUGUGUGAGGCAGAGGGCAUGCAGGCCUUCUUAGAUGAGGACCCCUCUGCAGGAGAGGAGCCCCCCCUGCUCGUGGCUGUGAAGACGCUGCGAGAAGACGCCAACAAGAACGCCAGGAAUGACUUCCUGAAGGAGAUCCGCAUCAUGUCCCGCCUGAGGGACCCAAACAUCGUGCGCCUGCUGGCCGUGUGCGUGGACCAGGACCCUCUGUGUAUGAUCACUGAGUACAUGGAGAACGGAGACCUCAACCAAUUUCUUUGCGGCCUCCGCCUCAAGGAGACUGAGGAGGCGGCACAGGAGGAGAGGGAAGACAGUAGUGUGGUCAGCUACAAGAAACUGAUGGACAUGGCGGUGCAGAUAGCGUCCGGCAUGAAGUACUUGUCCUCCCUCAACUUUGUGCACCGUGACCUGGCCACACGCAACUGCCUGGUGGGCAAGAACUGCACCAUCAAGAUCGCGGACUUCGGCAUGAGCCGCAACCUGUACCGCGGGGACUAUUACCGGAUCCAGGGUCGCGCUGUGCUGCCCAUCCGCUGGAUGUCUUGGGAGAGCAUCCUGCUGGGUAAGUUCACCAUGGCCAGUGACGUGUGGGCGUUCGGCGUGACCCUGUGGGAGAUUCUGACUCUCUGCAAGGAGCAGCCGUAUUCCCACCUCUCCGACGAGCAGGUCAUCGAAAACACGGGCGAGUUCUUCCGGGACCAGGGCAAACAGGUCUACCUGCCUCGGCCGCCGUCCUGUCCCGGCGGCGUGUACGCCGACCUGAUGCUGAGCUGCUGGCGAAGGAACGCCAAGCAGAGGCCCGGCUUUCAGGACAUCCACAGUCAGCUUGUGGGCAGCCUGGCGUAGCAGCGUGUUCUUUUUGGAGCGGGAGUCACAUUGAACCCUGCCACAAGUUAUCCACUUCUUUAAACGACUUUGCAACAAAGACUUGUAUAUAAGGUAGGGAAGUGGCACUUGAACUUUACUCAAUCUAUUUAUUGUUUUAUUAUCAUACUACAAUUACAUUACGGUGUGUAUUUAACUUAAAUGGAUAAAGAAACACCGCAAAAUAUGUAUUUGAAGCACUCUACAGCAGUGAUGCUUUGUUUGACCGGAAAAGAACUCCUAAUAUGGGCAUUGCUGUGAACUCGGCAAUGCUGCCCCCUGCUGUCUGAAGGAGGAAGUGCACCUUACCGUUGAUUUGAACACGUUUCUUAAUUCAUUCCACAAACAUCCCUGUUCAGUGUUUGUUUCUAUUGCAGCCAAAUUAUUUCUACAAUUUUUAAAAUAUUUGUGUACAAUUUAGAACACGAGUCACUGUUUCUAUUUAUACAUUUCAAGAAAAUGUAAGUAACUUUUUGAAUCGAAAGUGUAAAUAUUGGUGAUUUUUCCAUCUAUAGUUGGAAAUCCGUAUUUUUUAUCUUUGUAAACAUACAGUAUUUCCUUGAAUUGCUGCCGGGGCGCUAAUUAUUUUAAAACCUUUUCUCACUCCGGCACUUACCAAAGGCAUGCAGUAAAAAUUUGAGUGUGAUGUAAGCUUGGACCGUAAAUCCUACUGAAUACCUCUUAAUCUUCUUCCCUUUAUGCGAUUCCAAAUUACUGGUAUUAAAAUCAGCCUCCUCCAUUUUGAAAAUGAUGACAGGGGAAGUGUCCCUCGUGACGUCACGAGUUAGACCAGGCGGUAAAACUAAGCAUCCGCUAAUUAUGUUGGGAAAGGAGUUUGACCCGGCAGUAAUUCAAGGCAGGCGCAUACCAUAUGCCCUGCGGCAAUUCAAGGAAAUACGGUAUAAUAAUAAUACAUUUUAUUUGUAAAAGCACUUUACAUUGAGCAAACAACCUCAAAGUGCUACAGUGCUUUUAAAAAACAACACAACGCUAAAACCACAAAUAGCUGCCCUUGACAAGUAAAAAAAAUAAUAAAUAAAAAAACUACAACAGCUGAAUAGCUAGAACUAGCACACAUAUAUCUAUAAAAAAAAAGAAGCUUUUUUCAAAAAACAAGGGUUUUUGAGCCUUUUUUAAAAUAAUUCACAGUCUGUGGUGCCCUCAGGUGGUCAGGGAGCACGUUCCACAGAAGCAUAAAGUUCUGAGGAAGUUAUUUCCCAUUUUUUCCGACCACCAAUGUGUGUUCAAAUCUCGAUCCGUCUCUUUGCCAUACCUGCCGACGACUACAGUGUUCACGUAUUAAGUACGGUUUUUCCAUUAAAAAUUAUGAAGUUAAAAAGGGAAGCUAAGUAGCGAAAAAACGCCACGGGCAGGGGACAAAGUGGUUUGGCUUACGUGCAAGAACAUCCAUCAUUGGUUGCUUGCUUACUACGUUGAGUCACCAUUGGUUAAGAUUGGGGCGAAACAUUAGGGACAGGCCAAUCAGAGGCCAGAUAGUCAUGGAACCAGGAAGUGACAUCACAACCGACAACUUAUUUUCAGUGUUUUUCAAAUUAAAUCACACCUUGUGACAUGUUACUUGGCACAAAUGUGUUUUUAAUCAACUAAAAGCCUGAUAUUUCCUCACAAUAAAAUACACAUUAGACACUUGUUUAGGUACGCCUGCUACACGCAAGUGGAGGCAACGUCUGUUUUGGACAGGAAUGUUCUUUUAUGUUUAGUUUUUUCAAGAGGAGAGUGAAUUGAACAGUUGUGUAAAGUACUUUGUUUUGGACUCCAUAUCAAGCUUUGCAAGUCAACAGUUUAAGGAGCUCGUCAUGGGAAAACGUAAAUAAAUACUCAUGGUGGUUCUGA